Messenger RNA from Juglans microcarpa x Juglans regia, 1902 nucleotides. Its product is annotated as BTB/POZ domain and ankyrin repeat-containing protein NOOT2-like. Gene Ontology annotation, biological process: plant organ development. The transcript is spliced from 2 exons. Lineage: Eukaryota; Viridiplantae; Streptophyta; Magnoliopsida; Fagales; Juglandaceae. Gene Ontology annotation, molecular function: protein binding. The record is from RefSeq and is a predicted model, not a curated record. Bases 312 to 1778 code for a protein of 488 amino acids.
UCUCUCUCUCUCUCUCUCAAAAUAUCUACCAACACAAAGCUAGCUACCACCACCACCACCACCCCACACACACACACACACACCACAACACCCCAUUUGACACAAAGAAUCUUAAUAAAAACACAAUCAAUAGUUCCACCAUCAACAAGAAGAGGGAAGUAAAUGAACUCAGUCCUCUCCAUGAUAUCUCCUUGCAGUUCUACCACUUCUACCACUUCCAAGCUGUAACCCUUCUGUUCCCUCUCUCUCUCUCUCUCUCUCUCUCGGACGAAAAGAGAGAUUAACGCAACCCUAAAAAAGCAUAAAAAACCAUGACCCUCGAUGAGUCCCUUAGAUCUCUUUCCCUGGACUAUCUCUACCUCCUCGUCAACGGCCAAGCCUUCAGCGACGUAACCUUCAGCGUGGAGGGCCGUCUAGUCCACGCCCACCGAUGCAUCCUGGCCGCGAGGAGUCUCUUCUUUAGGAAAUUCUUUUGUGGGCCCGACCCGCCUUCAGGGCUGGACCCCGCUGGGUCCAGAAUCAACCCCGCGGCGACACCGGGUUCGAGGUCGGGUGUGAUACCGGUGAACUCGGUGGGCUAUGAGGUGUUCUUGCUGCUGCUGCAGUUCUUGUACAGUGGCCAAGUCUCUAUUGUGCCUCAGAAGCAUGAGCCAAGGGCUAAUUGUGGGGAGAGAGGAUGCUGGCACACGCAUUGCACCUCAGCCGUUAAUCUUGCUCUUGACACUCUUGCUGCCGCUAGAUCUUUUGGUGUUGAACAGCUCACAUUGCUCACUCAGAAGCAAUUGGCAAGCAUGGUGGAGAAAGCCUCAAUUGAAGAUGUAAUGAAAGUACUACUAGCUUCAAGAAAGCAAGAAAUGCACCAACUCUGGACCACAUGUUCCCAUCUUGUUGCGAAAUCCGGCCUCCCUCCAGAAGUCUUAGCCAAGCACCUCCCGAUCGAAGUCGUGGCCAAGAUUGAAGAGCUGCGCCUCAAAUCCUCUCUGGCUCGCCGCUCCCUCAUGCCCCACCACCAUCACCACCAGCACCAAGAUCUUGGUGCAGCCGCUGAUCUCGAAGACCAAAAGAUUCGUCGUAUGAGAAGGGCACUCGACUCGUCUGAUGUGGAACUCGUCAAGCUUAUGGUCAUGGGUGAAGGACUAAAUCUCGACGAGGCAUUAGCUUUGCACUACGCUGUAGAAAGUUGCAGCCGAGAAGUUGUGAAAGCCUUGCUUGAGCUCGGUGCAGCCGAUGUUAAUUACCCAGCAGGACCUGCCGGAAAAACCCCACUUCACAUUGCUGCAGAAAUGGUGUCGCCGGACAUGGUAGCAGUCCUCCUCGACCACCAUGCCGACCCGACUGUUCGAACCAUCGACGGGGUUUCUCCCCUCGACGUUCUCCGAACCCUAACAUCCGAUUUCCUCUUCAAAGGAGCUGUACCGGGGCUAACACAUAUCGAACCCAAUAAGCUCAGGCUCUGCCUGGAGCUGGUUCAGUCUGCGGCACUCGUUCUUUCGCGGGAAGAGGGCAAUGCAAGUGUUCCUACUUCGACCGCUAUAUAUCCGCCAAUGAGCGAUGAUCAUAGCAGCGGUAGCAGCGGAAACAACAUGGCGGCGAACCUUAACCUUGAUUCAAGGCUUGUUUAUCUCAAUCUGGGUGCGACGGCUUCAGGUCAAAUGAGAUCAAGAUCAAUGGAUGGAGAGGAUGACAGCAGCCACCAUAGCCAAAGGAAUUCUAUGAACAGGCAUGGGUCGCAAGGUGGCUGUGAUCCAACAUUGUAUCACCACUCUCAUGACUUCUAAGCUGAAUGAGAAAUAUUUGUGAUAAACCUGAUUAUAAUAUAUCCAUGGAUAGUGAAAGAGAAGGUCGAAAGUUCAUGAAAACUACUGAUCAUGGAAUUUAUUGGAUUAUCUAUUUUCCGCUUUA